CAAAGAAGCAAGACAACGAAAUAUUCCACCAUGUUCAAAUACGCCGUCGUCGUUCUCGCUCUCGUUGCCUGCGCUGCUGCCAAGCCUGGACUCCUGGGUGCUCCCCUGGCAUACACUGCUCCUCUGGCUUACUCUGCUCCUCUGGCCUACUCUGCUCCUGCUGCCGUGGUAGCUGCUCCCGCUCCAGUUGUGACCGCCACCAGUAGCCAGGUGAUCGCCAGGAACUACAAUGGAAUCGCCGCUGCUCCUGUGAUUGCUCCCGUUGCUGCUCCACUGGUGGCCAAGUAUGCGGCUGCUCCUCUGGCUGCUCCAGUAGUGGCCAAGUACGCGGCCGCUCCUCUGGCUGCACCUCUGGCCUACUCCUCGCCAUUGGCUUACUCCGCACCACUGAGCUACGCCGCUGCUCCUGCACCAUUUUGGUAUGGAAUGUGUUGGACGGCAUCAACAAGUUCAAGUUUUCGAACCUAAAGCACCAGAUCCAUAAUCAAAAUGUUCAAAUCCGCCGUCGUCGUUCUCGCUCUCGUUGCCUGCGCUGCUGCCAAGCCUGGACUCCUGGGUGCUCCCCUGGCAUACACUGCUCCUCUGGCCUACUCUGCUCCUGCUGCCGUGGUAGCUGCUCCCGCUCCAGUUGUGACCGCCACCAGUAGCCAGGUGAUCGCCAGGAACUACAAUGGAAUCGCCGCUGCUCCUGUGAUUGCUCCCGUUGCUGCUCCACUGGUGGCCAAGUACGCGGCUGCUCCUCUGGCUGCUCCAGUAGUGGCCAAGUACGCGGCCGCUCCUCUGGCUGCACCUCUGGCCUACUCCUCGCCAUUGGCUUACUCCGCACCACUGAGCUACGCCGCUGCUCCUGCACCAUUUCUCAUCUAAAUGUUUACGCUGUGAUUAUCUAGGACGAUAAAUGAA
Molecule: messenger RNA, 903 nt
Organism: Drosophila mauritiana
Lineage: Eukaryota; Metazoa; Arthropoda; Insecta; Diptera; Drosophilidae
Product: cuticle protein 38-like
Source: RefSeq, a predicted model, not a curated record